Colletotrichum aenigma is the source of this 1155-nucleotide messenger RNA. RefSeq lists its product as uncharacterized. NCBI's taxonomy places the organism in Eukaryota, Fungi, Ascomycota, Sordariomycetes, Glomerellales, Glomerellaceae. Bases 1 to 1155 code for a protein of 384 amino acids. The transcript is spliced from 2 exons. The record is from RefSeq and is a predicted model, not a curated record. Gene Ontology annotation, cellular component: membrane.
AUGGCUUCGGCGGUAACCAAGGCGGUCCUCUCCCCGCCUCUGCGGCGGGCAUUCGCGCAGUCGCGCAGCUUUCAGACGAGCACCAAGAGUCUGCUCCCCUCGAGCUUCGGCAUCGGUUCCAGCAUUCCUCCAUCCUACUUCCAGAAGCCUUCCCUCCCCGCAAACACCGUCAUCCGCUUCGUCCCUCAGCAGACGGCAUGGAUUGUCGAGCGCAUGGGAAAGUUCAACCGCAUCCUCGAACCCGGUCUGGCUAUUCUCGUUCCCUUCAUCGAUCGCAUUUCCUAUGUCAAGUCACUGAAGGAAAUCGCCAUCGAAAUACCCAGCCAAAGCGCCAUCACCGCCGACAACGUCACCCUUGAGCUGGACGGUGUUCUCUACACGCGCGUCUUUGACGCCUACAAGGCCAGUUAUGGGGUCGAAGAUGCCGAAUACGCCAUCUCCCAGCUGGCGCAGACCACAAUGCGAUCCGAGAUCGGUCAACUGACCCUCGACCACGUCCUCAAGGAGCGCGCAGCUCUCAACACCAACAUCACCCAAGCCAUUAACGAGGCAGCUCAGGCUUGGGGCGUCACAUGUCUGCGAUACGAGAUUCGUGACAUCCACGCACCGGCUGGCGUCGUUGAAGCCAUGCACCGACAGGUCACUGCUGAGCGAUCGAAGCGAGCCGAGAUUCUGGACUCCGAAGGUCAGCGCCAGUCCGCUAUCAACAUCGCCGAGGGUAAGAAGCAGAGUGUGAUUCUCGCUUCCGAGGCCAUGCGCUCCGAGCAGAUCAACAGGGCGUCCGGUGAGGCCGAGGCCAUCCUCAUGAAGGCCAAGGCCACGGCAGCUGGUAUCGAUGCUAUUGCAAAGAGCAUUGCUGAUGGCGAGGAUGCGGCCAAGGGCGCCGUAAGCUUGUCCGUCGCUGAGAAGUACGUGGACGCCUUUGCCAAGUUGGCCAAGGAGAGCACGGCUGUUGUUGUUCCUGGCAACGUGGGUGACAUCGGCGGCAUGAUUGCCACCGGUCUCAGUGUUUACGGCAAGGUUGGCGAGGCGCAGGCCAGGACAAUGGCGAAGCAGGUCGUCAACCACGAGUCGCAAGAGUCUGAGGGCAACGAGGAUAAGGAUCUGAAGGACACUGUACUUGAUACCUUUGAUGAGGCAGCUGGACAGAAAUGA